AUGCAGAGAUCGCCGAUUACCGCCGUGGCCGCCGUGGGGCGGCAGUUUCUGAGGUCGAAGCCACGGCGGCGGGGGGCGUGCGAGGUGUUCGUGAACCACCGGGGGAUCGACACGAAGCGACACGUGGCGGGGCUGCUGCACCACCACCUGGGUGGCGCUGGGGUCCGGGCCUUCCUGGACAGCAAGAGCAUGAAGCCAGGGGACAAGCUGUUCGACAAGAUCCACGUGGCGAUCGGAGAAUGCAAGGUGGGCGUCGCCGUAUUCUCGCCCAUGUACUGUGAGUCGUACUUCUGUCUCCACGAGCUCAGCCUGAUGGUCCAGGCGCGGAAGAGACUCGUGCCCAUCUUCUGCGACGUCAAGCCGUCGGAGCUCCGCGUUAAGGACCACUACGGCGGCGCCGCCUGUACGGCGGAGGACCUCCGCCGCUUCCGGUCGGCGCUCGAACAGGCCAAGUACACCGUCGGAUUAACCUUCGACACAUUGCAAGGAGAUUGGGCAGAGUUUCUGGCGAGUGCUACGGACGUGGUGAUGAAGAAUUUGGCUGAAGUGGAAGAAGAAGAA
Molecule: messenger RNA, 561 nt
Organism: Andrographis paniculata
Lineage: Eukaryota; Viridiplantae; Streptophyta; Magnoliopsida; Lamiales; Acanthaceae
Product: TIR-only protein
Exons: 2
Biological process (GO): signal transduction
Source: RefSeq, a predicted model, not a curated record